Molecule: messenger RNA, 1522 nt
Organism: Chenopodium quinoa (quinoa)
Lineage: Eukaryota; Viridiplantae; Streptophyta; Magnoliopsida; Caryophyllales; Amaranthaceae
Product: wall-associated receptor kinase-like 1
Exons: 3
Coding region: 1-1083 (360 amino acids)
Biological process (GO): protein phosphorylation; cell surface receptor signaling pathway
Cellular component (GO): plasma membrane
Molecular function (GO): protein serine/threonine kinase activity; ATP binding
Source: RefSeq, a predicted model, not a curated record
AUGGUGGUGGUUGAAGUUGUUGAAACUGGGGCGGAAUUCCAAUUCAACAGGGAGGGUGUGAAAUUAAAGUGGGAAAAGGAAGAUGAAAUAUCUUAUUUUCAUAUUAGCAAAACAAAGAUUUUGACUACCUUUCCUUUGAUCAAAGGUGAUAACAGAAGUAGGAACAAAAUACACAUUAGUACAUUACACAAUGCUGAUGUCCCUUUUUCUGUUUCUUCUGCUGGCAUGCUUAGUACUGCAGCUAACAGCAUCAUACUCCCCUCCAUCCUUUGCCAAGCGUGGCUGUCAAGAAUACUGCGGAUUCAGUUUAGGCAUGGGAUUAAUGGAACACUUUAUCAGCAUAUUCAUGAUGCAAAUGGAGAUUUUCAUGUUACUUGGAAAAUGCGUCUGCAAAUGGCAGCAGAAUCAGCUGAUGCUAUAGCAUACCUGCAUUCAUCUUCAUCUGCCCCUAUUUAUCACAGAGACAUUAAGUCCGCAAACAUACUUUUGGAUGCUAAAUUUAGAGCCAAAGUUUCAGAUUUUGGGGCCUCAAGAGCCAUUGACAUUGAACAAACACAUGUGACUACAUGUGUUAUUGGGACGUAUGGUUAUUUAGAUCCAGAGUACUUCCAGUCAAAUGUAUUCACUGAGAAAAGUGAUGUUUACAGCUUCGGGGUAGUCCUUGUUGAGCUUAUAACUGGCAAAAAACCAAUCUGCCCCACCAAUGACGGGGGAUGGAUUAGUUUGGCAGUUGAAUUUCUGUUCCACAUGGAAAAUUCUCGUCUCUUUGAUAUUUUGGAUCCUCGGAUUUUAGAUGAGGGAAAGAAGGAAGAGUUUGUUGCUGUUGCUAAGCUUGCAAGACAAUGCGUAAAAAUGAAUGGAAAAGAAAGGCCUACUAUGAAAGAAAUCGCGAUUGUGCUAGAUGAGAUCAGGUCAUCCCAUGUGUCUUAUUCCAUGGAACCAAAUUCUAUGGUUGGCAAGGAAGUGAUGAUGGAAUUGAGUGAUAAGCAUGUUGGUUCUUCAAGUACAAGCUCAUUCUUUCCUGGUGUUGACACGGAUGCUUCCUCCACUAUGGUCCAACGAGCUAUGGCACAUACAUUAUGAUGUAAGAUACUUGAAACUAUAGCUAAGGAAGGUUUCAUGAAAUUAUAUUCAUAGAAAAAUGAAAUAUAUAUUUCUGAGCAUGUAUUUUGUUAGGAUGACCUUAUCCUGAAUUGAAUACCUUGUCCAAAAACUUUGUGGUGCAACAUGUAGCUAAUUGUGAAUAGAAUGUAUUAAGGAAGGUCAUUGUAAUAUACUUGUAUUUUAGCUUUUCAGGUUUUUUCUUUUUUAUCUCCUAAGGUAGUAACUAGUAAGGUAAUGCUGAUAUCUACUGUGUUUUUUAAAACUGUUUUCAUGAAAUUUGCAAAUAAUCUGGAUAUUCUUUAUAACUGUUUACAUGAAAUUUGCUAAUAAUCUGGAAAUUCACAAACUAUUUUUCACGCAUUCACAAUAUGCCAACUUUUUCUUGGUGGAUAUUUCUACAAUCUUUAAUUCUGCAAAU